Danaus chrysippus (African queen) is the source of this 1344-nucleotide messenger RNA. Lineage: Eukaryota; Metazoa; Arthropoda; Insecta; Lepidoptera; Nymphalidae. The record is from the annotation of a GenBank genome assembly.
AUGGGGGGUGCCGAGGGCACGAAGCUUGAUUUGGACUUCAUGGAAAUGGAGAGAAAAACGGACGUAACUUGCGAGCUGGUUGAAGAACUACAAAUAAAAACAAAAGAAUUUCUACAACCUAAUCCAACGGCUAGAGCUAAGAUGGCAGCCGUUAAAGGUAUCAGCAAACUUAGUGGACAGGCGAAGAGUAACACCUACCCACAACCAGAAGGAGUCCUAGGAGAUUGCAUGCUGCUCUAUGGAAAGAAACUUGGAGAAGAUUCCGUAUUCUCACAAUGCCUAAUAGAGAUGGGAGAGGCUUUGAAGCAAAUGGCUGAUGUAAAAUAUUCUCUGGACGAUAACAUCAAGCAGAGCUUCUUGGAGCCUCUGCAUCACUUGCAAACCAAGGACCUUAAAGAAGUCAUGCAUCACCGAAAGAAAUUACAGGGACGUAGAUUGGACUUCGACUGCAAGCGACGAAGACAAGCCAAAGUAAUUCUUAGAAGUCCAUACGCGAGUCCGAAUCAUAGUUCGUCCCCACGGCAGGGGUCUCAUAUUCCAGACGAUGAGAUCAGACAGGCUGAGGAGAAGUUCGCCGAGUCAUUGACCCUGGCGCAGAUUGGAAUGUUCAAUCUUCUUGAUAAUGAUAUUACUGAUGGCGUAGAGCAAGUGGCGCAGCUGUCUUUCUUCGCUGAGGGUCUUCUGGAAUAUCAUCAGCAAUGUACAGAGAUUCUCAAAGGACUGGUGUCUACGCUAAUGGAGAAGAAAGAGGAGGCAGUGAACCGUCCCAAAAUGGAGUUCGUGCCAAAGACGCUCGCCGACCUUCACAUCGAGGGCAUCCAUGACUUGAACCAUGGUAGGCGGUUCGGCUCCACUCCGAGCCUCUCCCGCGCCCAGCCCUGUAGAUCCAACUCCUUCGACCUGCUCCCUCCCACCAACGACCCCCUUAAAGCCUGGGAGAACCUGCCCCCUCCCUACCACAAUCACUUCAAACCGCACCCCGCACCAAGGAUAACUAAUGGACGGACAGAGGGCGGAUCCCGCGCGAGCUCCCCCGACCACAAGCCGCCGGCCAACCUCGAGCUGUUCCCCGCAGCUUCCCAGCGCUCGAACAACGCGUCUCCGCUGCCGUCGCCGGUGAAGUCUCCCGCGAGGACUCCGAUGGUUCAAGCCAAGGGCCCAUGCUGCACCGCGCUAUACGACUUCGACCCAGAAAACCAGGGCGAGCUCGGCUUCAAGGAGAAUGACGUCAUCACCCUCAUUUCUAAGGUCGACGAAAAUUGGUUCGAGGGUUCCGUGAACGGGAAGACCGGCUACUUUCCAAUCAGCUAUGUCCAAGUCAACGUCCCUCUCCCCAACAUGUAA